AUGACAGAAUGCACUCCAGUGGUUACUCCAAUGGAAGUAAACAUUAAGUUCUCCAUUGAAGAUCCCUCUCCACUUGUUGAUACAAAGAGGUACAAAAGCCUAAUUGGGAGUUUGGUGCACUUGUGCAAUACAAGGCCAGAUAUCAGUUUUGCAGUUGGUAUUCUGAGUAGAUUUGCAAACAAGUCAAGAGAAAUUCACCAGAAGUCUGGAAUGAGGGUCCUCAAGUAUAUAAAAGGGACUCCUCAUUUUGGCAUCUCUUAUACAUUAGGGAACUUCCUAAUUGGAUAUUGUGACUCAAAUUGGGCAGAAGAUAUUGAUUCUAGAAAGUUAGUUCCUGGAUACUGUUUUCUCUUUAUGAAUGGAAUUAUCUCAUGGACAAGUAAGAAGCAGCCAACAAUGUCGCUAUCAUCCACCAAAGCCAAGUACAAGUCAGCUUAUCACACCUCAUGUGAAGCUGUUUGGAUAAGAAGACUUUUUACUGAUAUUGGGAUAAUGAUAAAUGUUGAUGAGGUUGUUGAGAUGGAGUAUUCCCCAACAGAAGAUAAUCAUGGAGAUAUCUUCACCAAAGCAUUAGGUAGUUCCGACUUCCAGAAGCAUCAGGAUGCUCUUGGUAUUGGUUCAAGAGUGUAG
Messenger RNA from Malania oleifera, 630 nucleotides. RefSeq names its product secreted RxLR effector protein 161-like. The record is from RefSeq and is a predicted model, not a curated record. NCBI's taxonomy places the organism in Eukaryota, Viridiplantae, Streptophyta, Magnoliopsida, Santalales, Ximeniaceae. The transcript is spliced from 2 exons. Bases 1 to 630 code for a protein of 209 amino acids.